UAUGUAUUGAGAUAGGUGUCAAGAUAAAACAAAUUUUAGUAUCGUAUAAUGCAUUUAAGGUAUACAUAGCAUAUUAAGUUAAUGCAAAAAAUGUUUCAAGUAAAAUAUCCAGUGGAAACAAUGGACGUAAACUUUUGUUAUAAAUUAUCUACAUGUUUAGUGUUGUUGAUUUUGGAGUUGCUAUUUAAAGCAACGCAUAGUGCAACACAAGCUGAAAUUAAUAAGCAUUUAGAAUUAGGUAAACAAUUUUUAGCAAAAGGACAGCUCUCUGAUGCAUUGUCACAAUAUCAUGCAGCUGUUGAGGGCGAUCCAAACAACUACCUCACUUAUUUUAAACGGGGAACAGUAUACCUUGCUUUAGGAAAAGCAAAAAAUGCAUUGAGUGAUCUAGAUCGUGUUAUUGAACUGAAACCAGACUUUACUGCAGCUAGGAUUAGCAGAGGAAGUGUGCAUUUGAAAUUAGCAAAUUAUGACUUGGCCCAAUUAGAUUUUUAUAAUGCUUUGAAAAUGGAUCCAUAUAAUCAAGAAGCAAAUGAACUUAUUCAAAGGAUACAACCAGCAGUAGAAAACAAAGCAAAUGCAGAUCAUUACUUUGCUCAUGGUGAUUAUAGAAAUGCAAUACGUUUUAUUUCUGCAGUAAUAGAUGUUAGUCCUUGGGCUGCUAAUUUAUUUGAUGAACGUGCUAAAAUGCACUUGGCCAAUGAUGACCCAUUGGCAGCAGUGGGUGAUAUAAGAAUUGCAACUAAAUUGCAAUCUGAUAAUACAGAUGGAUACUUUAAUUUGGCCACUAUAUUGUAUCAGUUAGGUCAUGCAAGUGAUGCUUUAAAAUCUAUUCGAGAGUGCUUGAAACUUGAUCCAGAACACAAACAUUGCUUUCCACUUUACAAAAAAAUAAAGAAAAUAGAAAAAUUUUUGACAGAUGCUGAAACAUCUUUAGAAGCACAAAAUUAUGCAGAUUGCAUAUCAUCAGCACAAAAAGUUCUCAAGAAUGAAAAUGAAGAGCAGAUGAUAAUUUAUGAGGCUAAAAGACUGUUAUGUUCAUGUUAUUCUAAAGAUGAACAACUUCCAGAUGCUAUUAACUUCUGUGGUGAAGCACUGGAAUUAAACAAAGAUCCAUACAUUUACUGUGAUAGAGGAGAUGCUUAUAUUAAUUCUGAAAUGUAUGAUGAUGCCAUUAGAGACUUUAAAGCUGCAUUGGAUAUGGAUCAGACAUUGGACAGGGCUAAAGAAGGAAUGGAGAAGGCUAAGAAAUUACAACAACAAGCUGAACGUCGAGAUUAUUAUAAAAUACUGGGUGUAAAGAAGAGUGCUUCCAAAAAGGAAAUAAUAAAGGCUUAUAGGAAAAUGGCACAAAAAUGGCAUCCUGAUAACUAUCCUAAUGAUGAGAAAAUGAAAAAAGUUGCUGAGAAGAAAUUUAUGGACAUAGCUGCAGCUAAAGAGGUGCUCACUGACGAGGAAAAACGACGAAAAUUUGACAUGGGUGAAGACCCAUUAGAUCCUGAAUCAGGGCAACCACAUAUGCCAAACUUCCAUCAGUUCCAUAGUUUUCAAGGAAGUCCAUUUAAUUUCAGAUUUCACUUCAACUAGUCAGAAAACCCCUUUUAUUCUAAUGUUUACCCAAUAAAGACUUGUACAGUGAAAAGAUUAUAAUUUAUAACUAGUGAAUUCAACAAGUGAAAACAAACUUAAACUGAUUUUUUAUCAGACUGUGAGUGCUGUGUUUAUAGUUAAAAUGUAUAUAUUACUUUUUAGUUAUAAAUAAAAUAAUUUAUUUUUUGUUUUG
Agrilus planipennis (emerald ash borer) is the source of this 1783-nucleotide messenger RNA. It is a transcript of the gene P58IPK, whose product is annotated as dnaJ homolog subfamily C member 3. The record is from RefSeq and is a predicted model, not a curated record. Gene Ontology annotation, biological process: protein folding in endoplasmic reticulum. Lineage: Eukaryota; Metazoa; Arthropoda; Insecta; Coleoptera; Buprestidae. Gene Ontology annotation, cellular component: endoplasmic reticulum. The coding region runs from base 82 to 1587 and encodes 501 amino acids. The transcript has 5 exons. Gene Ontology annotation, molecular function: misfolded protein binding; protein-folding chaperone binding.